Lodderomyces theae is the source of this 2940-nucleotide messenger RNA. It is a transcript of the gene PHO87, whose product is annotated as SPX domain-containing inorganic phosphate transporter. The transcript has a single exon. Gene Ontology annotation, molecular function: phosphate transmembrane transporter activity. The record is from RefSeq and is a predicted model, not a curated record. Gene Ontology annotation, cellular component: membrane. Gene Ontology annotation, biological process: polyphosphate metabolic process; monoatomic anion transmembrane transport; phosphate ion transport. The coding region runs from base 1 to 2940 and encodes 979 amino acids. Lineage: Eukaryota; Fungi; Ascomycota; Pichiomycetes; Serinales; Debaryomycetaceae.
AUGAAGUUUGCCCAUUCUUUGAAGUUCAAUGCUGUUCCUGAAUGGUAUUACUUGAGAUAUUCCUCAUUAAAGAAAACAAUAUACGAAUUGCAACAAGACCAAAUCGCUUAUAACGGUAACCAGGAUCAAGGGUUUAUUGUUGGAAAAGACACCACAACAGUGACUGAGUUGGUUGACAAAUUUGAAGCCAACUAUACACCAUCGUCCAAUGGCAGCAGUAGCAGUGAUGGUAAUGACGACUCUAUUGCCAAGAGCACGAGUGGUGAUAACGACAUCGAUGCCAAGACGAAUUCCAAGGACGGAAUGAAGAAUCGGUUAGCUAAGAAACUCAACAUGUUGCAAAAACUCAGAAAGAAUACGCCUAUUUCUGAUAGUGGUAAUAGCAGCAGUGCCAGCGACAUUGAAUUAAAUCAUAUUGAUCUCGAACGAAAUGACAAGGAUGGUGAGAAAGUUGGUGGGUUGGAUGAUGCACAAUCUUAUGCAGCUGAGGUUGUGAGCUUAUCCAAUGGUACUUCGUCCUUCAAUAAUCUUGACAAUGUAAUUAAUCGUUUUAUCAACGACCCUAACGAGUCCUUUGCCAAUCCAAACUCAUUGGAAUUUGAUCCAUUGCACGUAUUUGCCAAGCAAUUGUUGAUUGAAUUGUCCAAAAUCAAUGAUUUUUACAAAGGUAUCGAAAAGGACAUUUUUGAUCAGUAUAACCAAUUGAACAGUGAAAGUGAGAAACUUCGUAUCAAGAAUGCUUUGGAAUCUGAACCAGAAAUACCAACCCAUAGCAGCAGCACGGACAACCACCAUAACACUCACCACCACCACCACCACCAUCAUCAUCACCACCACGACGACGACGACGAUGAGCAAGAUCAUCUUCAGCAUGAUUUGGAAAAGCAAAGUACUGUAAAUGUCCAUAUCGUACACGAUGACUCGGAUGACGAGGAAGACGAGGUUGACAAGCACAGCUAUUCCGACUCAGUAUUACUCGAUGAAGCUCACUUCAACGAAAACCACAAAUAUUCAGUCACCAGAAAAAAACAAUGCUUGGCCAUGUACAUUCGGUUAUCUGAGUUGAAGUCCUAUAUUGAAUUAAAUCGAGUUGGAUUUGGUAAAAUUUGCAAAAAAUUUGAUAAAGUUUGUGGGUACUCCAUAACUCAAGACUUUUGUCAACAUUUUUUACCAUUGCAUUCGUUUGUAUUCCAGCCACAGGCAGUUGAAUCUAUCGAUACCAAGCUUGAUCAAGUUGUGCGAAUUUAUGCAUUCUCCUUGGGAAAAUUACACACUCAUUCAACCAAACAUGACUUGGAGCCAAUCAAAAAUGAAUUGAGAUCUCAUUUGCGGGAUCAUAUUGUGUUUGAAAGAAAUACCGUUUGGAAAGAUUUGUUAUCAUUGGAAAAACAGUCAUACAAUUUGGACUUGGAUGAAAAUGCAGUACAAAGCAGCAAAAUUGGCGAAGAAGGGAACAUCGCUAACUCAUUGAUGAAGAUGAAGAUGGAGGAUAUUGAUCUUCCAAAAUUUCUUGGUGGGAAAACUAUUGCAGUACCCGCAUUCAUAUUUACCAAACAAGUUUUGAAAAUUAUCAUCACAGUAGUGACGUUUGCCAUAUUGAUGUCAGUAAAGACGCUCAAUGAUCCAGUUCAAGGAAGAAGUUUGGCCGUGCUUGUCGCUUGUGCCAUGUUGUGGGCUUCAGAAGCUAUUCCAUUACAUACCACCGCCAUGUUCAUUCCGUUACUCGUUGUUACUUGCAAAAUCUGCAAGGUUAGUGGAUCGGAUGAGCCCAUGAAGGCCCUGGAUGCAGCGCUGUACAUUUUCAGUACAAUGUGGAACUCCACUAUUAUGAUCUUGCUCGGUGGAUUCACGCUUGCUGCUGCAUUAUCGAAAUAUAACUUGGCCAAAAUUUUUUCAUCCUGGAUCUUGGCUGCUGCCGGUACCAAACCAAGAAACAUCAUUCUUGCCAAUAUGAUUAUAUCAAUGGUCCUUUCAAUAUUUUUGUCAAAUACCGCUGCUCCUGUAAUUGCGUUGAGUUUAGUCAAACCAAUGCUCAAGAGCAUUCCAUCGGACCACCCAUUUACCAAAGCUUUAAUCUUGGGUAUUGCUUUUGCUUCCAAUUGUAGUGGUAUGCUGUCGCCAAUCAGUUCGCCACAAAAUGUCAUUGCAUUACAAGAAAUGACUCCCAACCCUGGUUGGCAGAUGCUUGAAGUAAGUUUGCCAACUACAAUUGUUGCUGUUUUUUUCAUUUGGUUGUUGCUCAUUUCAACAUUCAAAAUCAGUAGUCUCAAAGUGGCCAAGAUAGCACCAAUCAGAGAAAGAUUGACAGUAAAACAGUACUUUGUCCUUGCAAUUGCAGUUGUCACCAUCCUCUUGUGGUGUGUCAUUGAAAAGAUUGAAGUCAAUUGGGGUUCGAGUGGUGUAGUGACAUGUUUUGCCUAUGUCAUGUUCUUUGCCACGGGUCUACUUACAGUUGAUGACUUGAACAAUUACCCGUGGUCGAUUAUUGUAUUGGCAAUGGGAGGUAUUGCCUUGGGUAAGGCAAUUGGCUCAUCUGGUCUUUUGUCAACAAUUGCAAUUGCGUUACAAAAACGCAUCAUGGAUUACAGUGCUUAUGUCAUUUUGCUCAUUUUUGGAAUCAUUGUGCUCGUGUUUGCCACGUUUGUGUCUCAUACAGUUGCUGCAUUGAUUAUUGUUCCAUUGGUGAAGGAAGUUGGUGACUCUUUGCCAAAACCUCAUCCAAAUUUGUUGAUUUUGGGCACUGCAUUGAUUGCAUCUUGUGCCAUGGCAUUGCCUACUUCUGGGUUCCCUAAUGUGACUGCAAUCGGUAUGAGAGAUGAAUUGGGAAGGCCAUAUCUUACUGUUAAUGAGUUUAUUUCAAGGGGUGUGCCAGCAUCUAUCAUUGCAUAUUUGUGUGUGAUUACCAUUGGCUAUGGAGUCAUGUCCUCCAUCGGUUACUAG